UUAUUUCUAAACGAAAACAUCGGCUGGAAAGAGUCCAGUUUUCGCUAUUUCCGUCGCCGGCGAUUCGUAAUUCACGCGACUGCGCGUGCAAAUGAUACGGAGAGAGGUAAAACCGCCGAAGAUCAAUAUGACCGAUAUUGUCGGACGCACGUGAACGUCUCGUCUGGUUUCGCGCGAAUGACGUAACGGCAAGCGGCAUUAUAACACAAAAAUGGCCGGCGCCGUGUGGGCCGAGGACGAGGUAGGGCGAAAGUGGGACCGUUGCUUCACAGAUGCUAUCCUUAAGUUCGGUGGUGGCAUGAUCCUCGGCGGAGUGUUUUCUCUAUUUUUCUUCAAAAGAAGAAAGUGGCCCAUUAUAACCGGAGGUAGCUUUGGAUUAGGUAUGGCAUAUUCCAAUUGCGAGGAAGAUAUCAAUGCAUCAAUACGCCAACAGAAAUCCAGAAUUUGUAAAUCUGAAGAAAAGAAAUAAUUUUAGAACAAAUUGUAAAAACAAAAUUAAAGUUAUU
Molecule: messenger RNA, 506 nt
Organism: Mycetomoellerius zeteki
Lineage: Eukaryota; Metazoa; Arthropoda; Insecta; Hymenoptera; Formicidae
Product: MICOS complex subunit Mic10
Exons: 3
Coding region: 212-469 (85 amino acids)
Cellular component (GO): mitochondrial inner membrane; mitochondrion; MICOS complex
Source: RefSeq, a predicted model, not a curated record